Molecule: messenger RNA, 1617 nt
Organism: Dichotomopilus funicola
Lineage: Eukaryota; Fungi; Ascomycota; Sordariomycetes; Sordariales; Chaetomiaceae
Product: phosphotransferase enzyme family-domain-containing protein
Exons: 2
Coding region: 1-1617 (538 amino acids)
Source: RefSeq, a predicted model, not a curated record
AUGCGGGAAAACAGCCGUGAGGGCCUCAUCUGGGACGAUAAUGGCCUGGGCCCCGAGCCCCGAUGGACCCGGGACCCAGAUCUCCGCGCCGUCUUGCGCGUCUGUCGUCGGCAACUCGGCAUCCCCGACCCAGCUCCUCCCAGCGAGUAUGGCCCAAGAAACAGAGGGGAUGCCGAGCACGAGGGGGACGACAGACUCAACGUGACCUUUCACGCAGACGGAACCUUCAACAAACUCUACCGCGUCACCACUACCAAUGCCCCCAAUACAUCUAAUACCCGCCACUUCAUCCUACGCGUCUCUCUUCCUGUCGACCCGCGCAACAAAACCCUCGGCGAGGCCGCGACACUGGAACUGGUUCGCCACAAGACCGACAUACCCGUGCCCAGGGUGGUCGCGUUUGAUGAGACGCGCAACAAUGAAAUCGGGUACGAAUGGCUGCUGAUGGAUUGCAUGACCGGUGUGCCGGCGCAUUACCGCUGGCGCAAGAUGUCGAUGCGGGAAAAGGAGGUGCUGACGGUGAGAGUGGCGGAUUUUCAGGCGCAGUUGUUGCGAUGUGGUGGCUUUGGUGAUGGGUUCCGCGAGAUUGGGACAUUAGGGACGGUCGGGGGUGAUUCUGAAGGGAGCCAACAAGGGGCUACUGCUGCUGCUUCGGCGACGCCUGAACCGGGCCCCGUGGUGUCGAGUUUCUUCUUCCUAGGCCAGCGGUACUACUACCCUAUCUCGCGGGGUCCGUUCAGUUGCAGCCAUGAUUGGCUCCGCGCGCAGCUGAGUAUCAUCAUCAAGGAGCACACCACGGCGCUAGGGCAGGCCAAUAGCGAGCUGGAUAAAGAGUAUGCGGAGUGUGCGCUGCGAGUAGCUAGGAAGCUGUUGCGGAUGCUGCACAAGAUCUUCCCGUCGGUGAUACAUCCACCAGAGAGGACAGUGCUGUGGCAUGACGACUUGUCGCUGAAGAAUAUCCUAGUGAGCCCGAACGGGGCGGUGACGGCUGUUAUUGGGUGGUAUGUUCAUUCUCUUUUCGUUUUUGUCCUUCGUUUCCCCUUUCCCUCCACUUUUCUUUCUCUGGGAGAAAGCGAGAGAGAAAAGUACACUAACACACCCAGGGAAUGUGCCUCGGCCAUGCCACGCUGGGUGGCCUCGCAAAUGCCCGAGUUUCUCCGCGGUACCGUGCGGAACACAAAACCGGAUCGCAACUGCUACACCGACGUCGAGAAGGGUCUCUUCACAGCGGGCGCGAAUGCUGCGGACGACCCUGACGACGGGCUCGACAACGAAGGCAAGACGGAGCUGUACUGGAUUCACCUGAUGGAAUACGAGCAGACGCAGCUACGCAGGGUGUACGAGGCGCGCAUGCGGCAUCUCCGACCGGAGUGGGACAUGGAAGUGGAAGAAGGCGCGUUGAAAGUGGAUUUCCUCGGGGCCGUGUCCCGGUGUGGUUCGGGGUUUUAUCUCCGCCGGAUCGAGCAGUGGGUAGACGCCAUCGAGCGCAAGGAGUACCUCCCGCUCAUGGAAGUACUGAGGACUGGGAUUAAGAAGGAGUCGAAGGAAAAGCCAGCAACGGCUACCGCGAUGACGAAGGCGGUGAAAACACUCUCGCUCGUAAGCAGAUUAUCUUGA